Molecule: messenger RNA, 6217 nt
Organism: Amoebophrya sp. A25
Lineage: Eukaryota; Dinophyceae; Syndiniales; Amoebophryaceae
Source: the annotation of a GenBank genome assembly
AUGGCUGUCUAUGUUCCCGGAGUCCAGGAUAAUUUCGUCAGUGCUGGCAUCCUACGAGACGGAUGUUGGGAAUGCGGACUGGUCAACUUGAUUUUGUCUGCUUUGCGGAGACACCCAAAGGCAGUUUUCCUGGACGCGGGAGCAAACUUGGGGAUCUACAGCAUCACAGUUGCCAAAAUGGGAAGACAUGUCUUCUUACGGCACCGGCAAUGCUGUUCUCACACGAAUUGGCCAAUUCUUCACUCGUUGAUACAGUCAGUCUGGACGAAGGGCUAACUCUAUCAUUCCGCAACAUAGUAAAAUGAAUCUACUGCUGCAUUAGCCAGUCGUUUGGCCGUUUCCUUGGUAUAAGUAGCUCACCCUAGAAGUAAGAAAGUAUCGAUGUUCAUCUGUUUUCAGUCAGUGUCCAAGGGACCGAAUUGCAAGCCCAACUGACUCUACGAAAGUUGAAUUGCCUCAUCUUCUAAGCUUCGCAUUCGAGCCGUUUUUUACGACUCGAAUACGACUCUGCAAGAGCAUCCAGAGGAACCAUCUGGGAAACGAGCUUCAUCUAUUCCGGAAAGGCCUGUCCACGAAAUCCGGCAGCAGAUGGAAAUUUCGAGGAACUGAUAGUUACGAACGGUUUUCAGCUGGAAUCUUCACUGUAACUUCUGUUUUAUCUCUUUCUACUUUGUAAGAAAGGGUGAGUCAGGACGUAAUAAAACGAGGUAUCAUCACACGACAUAGCUUGUCCUGUAGGGGAACAUCAAGAACGUGGUCAUGGCUUCUUCUAGUAGGAGAAAAGAGAGGUUCGUUGUACAAGUUUUUCAUACAAAUAAAUUAUACGUUGGAGCAACAAUAAAGACGUUGCUGGAGCUUCAUGCAAGCUGUCACUGUCUUCUUGCGUCACGUCUAAGAUCCUCGAAACCCAGGUGGCGUGAGUAUCAACGAACUGAGCAACGAGAGAAUAGACCGAAACUACAAGCCUGAAGAGGAAGGCACGUCAUGGGCGGAAUCAGUACUACAAACAUAGAGCUUCAACUUGUAGAAGUAGAACACGAAAAUGAGCAGAAAUUAUUCUGGGAGAUGAAAGUAGUACGUGAAGAGGAUCAUGAGCUAUGCGGCUUUUCCGUUUCACGGCUCUACUUGAGGGUGUUAAUGUUCUGAGCUUCGGAAUGUCGUCUCAAGCUCCUUUCCUGAGUUGAGGCUCAGGAGGCACUCACGCCCCUUCUCUUAUGGAAAGACCCGGUUGUGAAUGAUAAGAACUGUGGUUGCUACUACUUUACAAUUAUUAUACCGGUAGGUUGGCUCUCCAUCGGAGGUACUUUCCAACUGGUUGGCCUCACGAGUAGACACUAAUAGCUACAUAAGAGGUGCCAUGACAUGCCGUGAUCCUUGUAUCAACCCCUAGGGUGGUGCACUUUCUCGGGACUAUGCGGGAUCAGAACUAAUACAUCGAUGGACCCCUCACAAUAAAGCACGUCUUUGAAGAUAAUUUAUCGCUGCUUCCUCUACCUUUUCAACCAAGGUCCGACUCGACGAUUAUCUGAGCGUUUUCUCUUCACGAUGGGCCAAAGGGCAUCCUUUAGUCAUGAAAAUGGAUAUUGAAGGCCACGAAUGUCAUUAAGAAAAACUUGUUUCCCGCAGAUAACUUAUAGGGGGUGGCUAGGCCGUAACUUCUAUGCGAUAUUGUCUCGUAGGAGGUGGUUACGUAUACGUUGAACUGCGAUAGGGACACACACACGGGAUAACUUGUUGUUUGUUACCAAACUUCUAACGAAGAGGAAAUUACUCACGUCCCACAACUUGGUAUAAUUCUUACUCGUAUAUUUGUUCCUAUUUCGGAUACUCGCUGGUCUUCUUACUGGCAAUGCUUCCCUGUAAGCUUCCUCUUCUCAAGUUUCCCCUCCUCCUCUCUAAAGAAAAGCUGUUGCCGGAAUGACGGAGUUCUUGAAGCAUUUUUCUGUGGCCUUUGUCCUCAUGGAAUGGAUCCAGAUGUACGGAAACGCAGAAAAACUACGCCUCCAUCAUUUGGAUCGCUUCUGUCCGACGCUGAGUGCACUAGUGUUAAGGCUGGAAGCAGAAAUCCAAAACGCCAAGGUAAAAAGGGGAACCAAAGAGGUAGGGAAAAUGGAAAAGGCGAACCCUGUUGACGUUCAAAACAUCUUGGAAUGUUUCGGCCCAAAGAGGAAAAGGGACACCAUGACUUUCAAAACAUCUUGGAAUGUUUCGGUCCAAAGAGGAAAGGAAAAAGGGGAAGAACCAUCAUGCUCGGCAAGAUGGAUUUUUGGAAGCUCUAAUCAUGCAAACCUUCACAGAUCGGGGUUUGGUGCCUUCGACAGUGCAGGGGCACCGAUUGAACCAUAACACACCGAAUCGAUGGGAUGGCGUAGGUGAUGUAGUUUGUUAAGGCCAGAGGGAGUUACAGGUCUUGUUUGGGAAUCAUAUAUGAUGGCGCUGUGCUAGUUGGUACAAACAAGUAGGUAGAGGUUGUUUGUGAAUCACUUAAAGACUUUUUUUUUUGUACAGUGACGGGCAAGCACCAGCAUGCAUGUUCUCCUAUGUCUAUGAUCAAAGCUAUUUUGCAGGCAACAUGUAGACGAGGAUAUCAAGGGUCGAAAUCUUUGUUUUUCUUUCGACCUUGAUGUUCAUCACUUUGCUUCUACAAUUUGCAACACCUCAUCCUCAUCCUUCUUUCUACCACGUUUGCUUAAAGAGAGACAUCAACACCUCAUCCUCAUCCUUCUUUCUACCACGUUUGCUUAAAGAGAGACAUCAACACCUCAUCCGCAUCCUUCUUUCUACGACUCUACCACGUCUAAGCACCGGAACCUGGGACGCUAAUGCCGCAUACGGAUCUGCAGUUGAGCAGACACUAUGGCUAGAUAUUGCACCGUAUGGUGAAAGAGUCACCGGUUAGCUUUUCCCUCAUAUGCUAGGUCUAUCCCAUCAAACAACGCGCGUUGUAUCUUCGAUUUCGUACUUCUAGAAGUUUUGUACAAGAAGAACACAACCAGAGAGUACUAUGCAAAUUUCAAUAGGACGACUGACAGAUAGCAGAAGACGCGGCUGUAUCUUCUUCUAGUAAAACUACAACUAUUGUAUUUAUAUAUCUUCUAUCUACUAUCCUUCCUUUUUCUUUUCCUAGUUAGCUUGGCUCCACCCGUACUAUUGAUAAUAUCAUGUUCUUUGUUUUUUCUAGUUAGGUCUGCUCCACCACAGCUAUUGAUAUCGUGUUCGUUGCACAGCUUUUGUUACUUUAGUUAGGACUCCAUCACUACUAUCGGCACAUUGACGGACUACAGCUCUAAGAACAGACUCCCGCUGAUGUGUCGAGGCUUCCUCCGACCUACCUGCAAGGCUCGUCGAGACCGGCGAACAAUCUCGGAGCACCUGUAUCCUAUGCGGCUUUAUGAAGAGAUGAAGGCAGUACAAUGCAAUGCAGUUUACAAGAAUUGAUUCCUCACAAGAGUUCUGUGCAGACUGCCGCGUAGUAGAAGGAAGAGCGCCACAAGCUGUUUGCUAUCAUGUAUUAACUGUAUAGGUUUUCUUAAUAUAACGGACGAUCUAGUGAAAGUGUCGAUAUCUCUGUGCCAGUAGUUUCUACAGUGUGUCCCAAUCACUGUGUCUUUUCUCUCUCCCUACUGUUUUGUCUUCUAGUUUCUAGUACUGUGUCUUUCUCCGUCGAUGGUAGAGAAUGACCAUCAGAGACGUAUGACGAUGAAGAUGGAGCUUGCUUACCCCUCUAACUUGACCUCCGGCGACAAUGGGCGACAAUAGAUUUCCCUUGCCUUCGUAUCGCAGGUCUCAGACGUCAUUCUUCGGUUCUGGACACGGUUCUGGACUCGACAGAAGUGCUGGACUCAACAGAAUAUUAUGCUUAUAACUGUAUUUUUCCGUUUUUCAUAGACAUCUAUCGUGAACAAAAGUGAAGAUCUUAUCGGCCAGUCUCAUGAUAAUCAAUGUGAUGGAGCCACCAGUUGCUCCUCUGAUGUAGCUGGUCCCUCUUUUCUUGUAGCUAGUAGUUCCCCUGUGAUAUUAUAGCUAGUCCUCAUAUUCAUGUUAGAUGUCCUCUUCUGUUGUAGCUAGUAGUUCCUCUGUGAUAUAGCUAGUCCUUGUCCUCAUUUUCAUGUUAGAUGUCCUCUUCUGAUGUAGGUAGGGACUCAAACUUUUCAGCUUGUGUUUCCUGCUCUGGCAGUGUACCACUGAGCAGAGUCAGGUUUCCUGUUUCUAACGAUAACGUCGCCAGGCAGUGUACCACUGAGUAGAGGCUUGGGCGGACCUGCAGAAGCGCCUAUGCGAAGCCGUUCUGGUCGUCUGCCGCGCCAUGUGCAAGGAGCAGGAUUUCACAGUCAGUAUGGACCAAACUGAAAGUUUUGUUGUGUAUUGAGGAAUCUAUGAUUAGGUGGACUUUUAUUUUCGACAUUGCAAUGCAGUACAAUGCAUAGCACCAAACACAACCACACGAAAAAUAUUCGCAUAUCCAAGCAUACGAAAGACAAAAUUCUAACAUCGAGGUCGUCGUCGAUCGUUGCAGGCGAAUGUUGAUCCCCAGUUGAGGCGGUUAGACGGGACGGAAGAUGACAGAACCGAUGUGGUCAAAAAGGCCUUGCUUUCAGGACAACUUCUUGUAUGGAGCUUGCCUGGAGAUGGACUGGAUAACUAGGAUAAUUGCUUGUUUUUCGAAAUAACAAAAGUAGGAAAUUAUGCUGUGAAGAUAUUUAUUAAUCCCACAAAACUACUUCUACGACUACUACCGGUGAUGUAUCUAUGAUUACCUUUACUAGUCGUGACGCUGCGAUGAUGAUGCUUGUUCGUAUUACUUGAGGCUGUGAUGAUGAUGUUUGUUCUUAUUCACAAGUAGUAAUAAUCUCCAGUGCUUUCUUAUUCGAGUAAUAUGGUACGUCAGUUCGAGUCCUCUCCCUGCUUUCGUACGCGCUUUUUUGGGCGUAGUGCUAUAGACAUCCGUAGUCACUUCUUUUAGGUUCUCGGAAAUAACUCUUACGAGGAAUAGUUAAGUGUGCAAAUGGACCGCAGUCGGCUUGUUGGAACUGCUUCGUCUUGUCGGUAGACUAAGAGAGCUUCUAAUUUAGACGCUGUAGAAAAUAGCUGGUUAAUUUUCCCUCGCCUUACUCCCUUCAACCAAUAGAGUGACGGCAUGUAGAAGUAUAGGGAAAAAUUGCACUAUCCGGUUUGCCUCCUGCAGUAGGAUGGAACUUCUGGACUAUCCCAUCAAUCUUAUUCGCUUCUCAGUCCUUUACUAGCUAGGAUGGAGACGAUAAAGACGCUUUUCUUUUUCCACAUAGAUGUAGGUUCGUUGUAAUUUGAUUUUCGAUAUCAAUCAAUCUCCAUGUCGAUAGUUAAUAGAGUCCAACAGGUACAGACAAGCGCUAGACUGUGUAAGUAAUUAAUUUAUACCAAACAAUGUUGUAAGUGUAAGAGGACCCUCACUAUUUUUGUGGUGUCUGUAAAAAUAUUUGGGCGGUUCAGAGUCGAUAAACUUCUAGGAGUUUUUAGUAAAAAGUCAUGAACCAAUCCUAUGAUGGGGAACUGCUAGAUGAACCUUCAAUCAGGCAUUUUUCUUACGCUGAUGAACAUGUUGACAACACUGGUAUGAAAUGGUUCGCGCGUACAAAGUCCGCCUGCACAGGCUGGCAGUGAAAAGUUAUGAUUAUUUUUUUUGGUAAAUUAUAUAAGGAACUACAUACUUCCCACUAGCUAGGUAAAAUAAGGCAAUUAAUUGGAACGAACAGCACCGAAAAAGUGUCAGGGACAGACCUAUCUACCAGGGGUUCGUUUGUGCAUAGGGUUGGUCUAUGGGAGAGGCCAGCGCGUCUUCUAGUACCACUGAUAAAUGGUCAAGUAUUUUAGUCUUUCGUUGGCAGAUGGAGCUAGGUUAAGCCUAAAGUAUCUCGCUGGUAUAUCUUCUGAGGAAAAGAAAGUCGAUGGCUAGCCUCCCCUCAGCAUUUUCUAUCGUGUAAGUAUGUCCAUAACCAUUCCCGCCGGUGUCGUCUUCACUCGUCUUGUUUUGUAAGAGCGGAGGCAUGUCGUGGCGACGCGACCAUUAUGAUGACGUGGCUCUCUGAGGAGCAUUUUUAGGAGCAUUAAAAUAUCUGAAACCUUCCGACUGAAUGUGUCCAUGAAACCCUGAAGACCCUAAAAACCCCUCAAAGAAUCACAUCGCAUGUUCAGAAUUUUUUCUUCGACGUGUGCAAAAAAAAAGACCAAACCAAUAAAC